Actinia tenebrosa (Australian red waratah sea anemone) is the source of this 1274-nucleotide messenger RNA. Its product is annotated as serine protease 33-like. The record is from RefSeq and is a predicted model, not a curated record. Lineage: Eukaryota; Metazoa; Cnidaria; Anthozoa; Actiniaria; Actiniidae.
UGGCUUAAUUCAUUAGUAAUGUAAACUGUAGAUAUCAAAACCUUUCUUCAACGAUAAAUCUGUCAGGUUUUCUCUGCGUUUUCCGGUCCCCUUCGGCUCGAUUGGUUUCAUUUUUUCUGUGUUUACAUCCACUAAUGUAACCGAUCAACACCAAUAUUUGCUCUCAGUUCUAGUUCCGCUCCAUACAUCUGAUUUUCGUUUCUUGUUAGCUUAUAACCGGCUAGAUCUGUUGCGCAUUUGUAGCGUACCUGUAUGUGAAGAAACGACUGGGCUAACCUAGGGCGAAAGCUGGAGAAUAUGGCGCCCUGGAUAAUGAAUAUCAUUAGUGUUACUUUGCUAGUGCUGUGUGUAUUGGAAGUUAACGGACAAGAAGAAGAAGAGUGUGGAGUCAAACCAGUUAAUAACAUUAACAAGAGAAUCGUUGGAGGAAGCGAAGCGUCUGAGAACGAAUGGCCUUGGCAGGUCCAGAUCAACCAUCCACCAUUCAUCUACAAGGGAGAGUCCGUACCAGGACGAACGCACAUUUGUGGUGGAGCACUCAUACGGAAAGACUGGGUACUAACGGCUGCUCAUUGCUUGAAGCCAAAAGGAAAGUGGGCGUGGUGGAGCGAGUCAAAGCUUUUGACUGUCACUCUUGGCGAACAUCAACGCGAUACCAGUAGUGGACGCGAACAGAAAAUCCGUGUCAAACGAAUCUUGGUCCACUCAGCCUGGGACUACACAACCAAUCACAACGAUAUAGCCUUAUUACAACUAGAGCACCCAGCACAACUGAAUCAAGAGGUUGGUACCGUAUGUAUCCCAGAACCCUCGGUACCCAUUUACGAUGGCGAGCAGUGUUGGGUAGCUGGAUGGGGUCUCACUCAAGUUGGAAGUACUCCAGUCGAUGCCUUACAGGAACUGCGAGUUUCCUUAGCUAGUAAAGCUAGAUGCUUGGCGGCGUUCAGUAAAUACGAAAUCAAAAAUCUCGGUGAAGUUAUAAGGCACCCUUCGGUACUUUGCGCAGGAAGGCUCGAAAUCGGCAAGGGUACGUGCCAUGGGGACUCGGGAGGGCCCAUGGUGUGUGAGUCCCGAGGGAGAUGGUACCUGGAGGGGAUUGUUAGUUGGGGCUUAAAGGGGUGUUCUGAUAAGCAAGUCUUCGAUGGGUAUACUAGUGUCAGGUAUUUUAGAGAUUGGAUCAAGACUGUAGUUAAUCAUUUCAGCGAUAAAUCUAAAUAUGUAUACGAAUAUUAACGAAUUGUAUCAAAUACAAUAAAAACAAAAAUGGGGGUUUA